Molecule: messenger RNA, 1751 nt
Organism: Prosopis cineraria
Lineage: Eukaryota; Viridiplantae; Streptophyta; Magnoliopsida; Fabales; Fabaceae
Product: E3 ubiquitin-protein ligase SIS3-like
Exons: 10
Coding region: 19-1404 (461 amino acids)
Biological process (GO): sugar mediated signaling pathway
Molecular function (GO): ubiquitin-protein transferase activity
Source: RefSeq, a predicted model, not a curated record
AACUCAGCCUUGAAGUCAAUGUUGUGGCCCGUAUUCUACAUCUUCCUCAACUGUAUUACUGUUUUGCUCGCUCUCCAUCCUCCCUGCACCGUUUGUUCAUCUGUUUCUCGGCCUGUGCAGAUAUUUUGGCCUUCGUCACGCGAUCCCAUUCAUGAAGUAUUUCACUUCGAUUUCCCUGUAUCUGGUUCAUGCAUUUUCGGCUGGUACAUUAUAAUCCUCGAAGGCUUCAUUUUAGGGUUUUCUAAAAUUGGUUGCCCUUCCAUGGCUAUCAGAGGAGUCGAUUUUAAGUGGUACGAUGGGUUUUUCUUGUCGAUGCUCGCCACCAGCGUAGUUAUUGUCGCGAUUAAUUGGAAGCGGUAUCAUACCUGUACACACCCUUUGCACAUAUGGAUUGUGGUUGACUACUCUACUGUGUUUAUCUUUCGGUUGAUGAUGUUUGUUGAUAAUGGACUUUCUGCCGGAAUGGGUUUAGACUUUGGGUGGCAACAGAGAUAUGCCCGCUUCUGUGGAAGAGUAGUGGUCCUUUCAAUACUUGCUUUGCUUCUAUAUCCAUUUCUUUGGGCUUGGACUAUCAUUGGUACAUUGUGGUUCACUAGUGCCAGGAACUGCUUGCCUGAAGAAGGUCAGAAAUGGGGCUUCCUCAUCUGGUUACUUUUCAGCUACUGUGGACUACUUUGCGUUGCUUGCAUGUCAUUAGGCAAGUGGUUGGCCCGAAGACAAGCACAUUUGUUACGUGCCCAGCAGGGUAUUCCUGUGUCUGAAUAUGGAGUUCUGGUGGACAUGAUCCGAGUGCCUGAUUGGGCAUUUGAAGCUGCUGGUCAGGAAACAAGGGGUAUGGGCCAAGAUGCUGGCGCAUAUCAUCCUGGUCUAUACCUAACCCCGGCUCAGAGAGAAGCAGUUGAAGCUUUAAUUCAGGAACUCCCAAAGUUCAGGUUGAAGGCUGUUCCAACUGACUGUAGUGAAUGCCCCAUCUGCUUAGAAGAAUUCCACGAGGGGAAUGAGGUCCGUGGUCUGCCUUGCGCUCAUAAUUUUCAUGUUGAAUGCAUUGAUGAGUGGCUUCGCCUUAAUGUAAAAUGUCCUCGGUGCCGCUGUUCAGUAUUUCCAAAUCUUGACCUUAGUGCUCUGUCCAAUCUCCGUCCUGAAUCAGAACGAUCUUCUGCCAGUGUUGUAACGACAACAAGAUAUGUGAGAGGUCAACCCUCUAGUCAGAGUUAUUUGUUGAGAUUACAGGGUCUGCUCCGCCCAGUGCGUUCAGAAAUCGCUGGGCCGGGUGGUGAGGUGCGUAAUACUUCACAAAAUGCAGAGAAUGGUAGUGUGCCUGUCGUAACACGAAAUGCAUCAAUUGGAGACCAAGGCCGUUCAGUCGAAUGCAUGCCUGUCAGUCUCUCCUCUGCACCAAACUAGAAUGACAUUUUCAUUACUUCUGUCAUACUUUAAAUCCAUUCUAAGAAAUUGAAGUCGAGUAUCCAUAUCUGGCCAUUUUAUGAAGCUAUAUAAAAUGGUAUAUACAUAACCAGAAAUUUUCGCAUUUGAUCCAUGAUGAAAUGGAUCUAUUUCCUUCUGCGGGAAGUGACAGAAACCUGAAAAUACCAGCCCGCCCGGCCCAAAAAGGAAAGGUGGGGCGGGCAUCCGAGCCUUUUGGUAUUUGUUUUUCUCUUAGCUAACGUAGAUUAGAGAUGCAGACGUGUAAUUGUUUUUUGUUCAGCGCAAUGUAAAGAGUUAAAAAUAAUUGUAAGUUGAAUUUGGUCCCU